GCAUACAGAGUUAAAACAUGGCGAAUGUUACGGUGGUAGAUCUAAACGAAUUGGAAGACCUCAAAAAGAAUCUUGAUAAGUUUUUCCUGGUUAUAAUGGGAAUGGUUGUUUUUUUGAUGCAAUGUGGCUUUGGCUUUUUGGAAGCCGGGGCCGUCAGAAGUAAAAAUACAACAAACAUCCUGCUAAAGAACUUCUGUGACUCAUUUGUUGCUGGAAUCUCGUACUGGUUAAUAGGUUACCCGUUUGCGUUUGGUGAAGGCAACUCUUUCUUGGGAUAUACGAAUUUCGCCUCGUAUGGUUUUCCCGAGGAGAGAUUCGCGUUCUUCUUCUUCCAGUUCGUGUUCGCAGCCACCGCCGCCACCAUCGUGUCCGGGGCCAUGGCGGAGCGGUGUGAAAUCAUCGCCUAUUUCACCUACAGCAUCGUCCUCUCAGGCUUCAUGUACCCUAUCGUCACCCACUGGGCGUGGCACGAGCAUGGGUGGCUGACUGUGGGCAAGGAGUACCAACAGACAGACGGGAACGUGACCACCUAUUUCACAGCACACUACUCGGAUUUCGCCGGAAGUGGCAUUGUGCACAUUUUGGGCGGUGUGGCAGCAUUUGUUGGCGCCCUGCUUCUUGGACCGAGGCAGGGCCGAUUUCACAGACCGUCGUCUACAAUAAUCGACAUACGAGGACACUCAGUGCCGCUUGCCGCGCUGGGUGGCUUCAUCCUGCUGUUCGGGUUCCUGGCGUUCAAUGGCGGGUCCCAGCUGAAUAUAUCUCAGAGCGGCAGUGGCCAGGUGGUGGCGCUGGCGGUGGUGAACACCUUCUUGUCCGGCUCCUGCUCCGCAUUCGUGACGCUCUUCUCCGCCAGAAUCACGGGCCGCCACUGGAGUCUUCUCUUUACCAUCAACGGAGCGCUCGCGGGGAUGGUUGCCGCGUGCGCCGGGUGUAACGUCAUCUACCCGUGGUGUGCCUGUAUAGUGGGUGUGUUCGCCUCGAUCUCCUACCAGUUCUGGGCCUGGUUUAUGGUCAAGAUGUGGAUUGAUGACCCACUGGAUGCUGUUGCUGGUAAGCCUUAUUGA
This is a messenger RNA of Gigantopelta aegis, 1067 nucleotides long. Its product is annotated as putative ammonium transporter 1. Gene Ontology annotation, biological process: ammonium homeostasis; ammonium transmembrane transport. The coding region runs from base 18 to 1067 and encodes 349 amino acids. NCBI's taxonomy places the organism in Eukaryota, Metazoa, Mollusca, Gastropoda, Neomphalida, Peltospiridae. The record is from RefSeq and is a predicted model, not a curated record. Gene Ontology annotation, cellular component: membrane. Gene Ontology annotation, molecular function: ammonium channel activity. The transcript is spliced from 7 exons.